Ooceraea biroi (clonal raider ant) is the source of this 708-nucleotide messenger RNA. RefSeq lists its product as uncharacterized. Lineage: Eukaryota; Metazoa; Arthropoda; Insecta; Hymenoptera; Formicidae. The record is from RefSeq and is a predicted model, not a curated record.
AUGUCCUGCUUCGGCGGCCACGACGAACAGAUCUACCUAAUCGAGAUACUGAUCGAUAAACUGACGUUGACGCCCGGUAAAAUCAAAGACAUCGCCGGGCAUCCUAUCGUGAUCAAGAUCAAGCUCUUAGAUUUCCCCGUGUUCGAGUUCACGCGCGGCGACUCGGACGCAUCCAGGCGCGAUCAGGAUGUGAGCUUCAUGAUCGGCAAAUGCUACAUGUUCAUCAAGCGACCGCGGGAUCUGGUCGGUGGGCUUCGCUCGACGUGCAUGAAGAUCGGCGUGUUCCGCGCGGGUGACACUUAUCCCACAGCGGAAAGCGAGCUGACGCUGCCAGGCUGCCUGUGCGACCAAAUCGGCAUGAUCGGCAACGAUCCUGAAAAUCAGCCGAAGCCGUUCGCGGUGAAGGGCGGUUUUCACCUUCUGGAUCCGGGCGAGAAUCCGUCCGGUACGUUACACAUGGAGCUCAUCGUUGUCUGCCUCGGACGCAGCUUCUUGACGCACUACGAACUGCAUCCAAAAUCUGUCUCUGGCGAAGAAGACAAGGAACGAGAGAUCUGCGUGAAGCGAUUUGUACCGCCCGAGUAUCUUUACGAGACAAUUCCUAAAGAACCGCACGAGAAGAUCACUCUACCGACAGUUCCUGAACGGAAAGCUAAAGCAAAAAAGAAAGGCGCUAAAGUGGUUAAAAAGAAAAAGGUCAAAAAGUGA